AUGACAAAGAAUCGCCAACCACUGACUGUACACAGACUUGUGGAAGUUCGCGCUGCACAGCGCACCUUUGAAGGUGCUUAUAUGCGCACUGCCCUCGGCCAAUUUUCUUUUGCGCUGGUCAUUAUCAAGAUUUUCACCGAGGAGUUUUACGCCAUUGGUGCUCUGUUUGCCGCAUAUGGCGUGGCUGUGUUGCUUGUAGCCGCGUAUCGACGCUAUCAAGGGAACAGGCAAUUUUUCACUGCUGAGUCUUCUGAUGGUACCAUUCGAAGAAAGUUUAAGACGAGUGGUGAUACGGUUUUGCUCAUGACGGCAUUGAGUUUAGGGGCAUACAUCACCCUUUUCGUAUUGACCUGGCGUUUGGUUUCAUGA
Messenger RNA from Metarhizium acridum CQMa 102, 369 nucleotides. RefSeq lists its product as uncharacterized. The record is from RefSeq and is a predicted model, not a curated record. NCBI's taxonomy places the organism in Eukaryota, Fungi, Ascomycota, Sordariomycetes, Hypocreales, Clavicipitaceae.